AUGACAGAAGCAUGUGCACUUUCAUCCCUUGUCUCUCGAAUCUCGUCGGAGAAGCAGUGGAAAUUCCAGACCCCUCACCAGCGUCAUAAAGGACCAUUCAAAUCAGUUGCUAAACAGCCUGUGCUGCCCUCGGAGAAAAUAAAUUUCCGAUUUCGAACACGUCUAAUAUACGCGACUGCCACAAAAGCAAGCUUUGACUUCCCCAACGUUCUUCAUCUCCAAAUUUGCCCCUCUAUUAUAGACCGAAUGAUAGAUCGACUACUCGAUCUCCUCCUAACGUCUUGGCGCGACCGGGUCGGCAGGUACUUUCCAGAAUGGAAUUUACCACCCUGCCUCAUUCUAAAAAUGUGUAAAAAGAAUUGGGAUAAGGAAUUUGAAGUAGAAAAGUCGACAUAUAAAGCUCUCGAGAUUAUUCAGGGAACUAGAAUCCCUAACUUCUAUGGCGAGUUGAAGUAUAACGGUAAAAAGGCUAUACUAAUCUCUGAUAUUGGUGGUGUUUGUCUUGGAGAUCCUGCAGGGGCCGUUUUAGAGAUACCCGACUUUCUUGACUUAAUGAAGGAAGCAUUAACUGAUCUCGGUCGAUUUCACAUACAGCCAGAUGAUAUCAAGCUGAAUAACUUUCGUCUUGUUAAUGGUCGAAUCAUGGUCAUUGACUUUGAGAUGGUGCUAGACAAAUUCGAUACGAAUGAAGACUGCGCUAGGGAGAUUUUGGGUUUAACUUAUUGGCUAGGUAGACAGUAUGAGGGUCGGCAAUCGUGCCAUUUGGCCGAUGGCUUGAUCACACAGGUGAAAUAG
Ustilaginoidea virens is the source of this 795-nucleotide messenger RNA. RefSeq lists its product as uncharacterized. The record is from RefSeq and is a predicted model, not a curated record. Bases 1 to 795 code for a protein of 264 amino acids. Lineage: Eukaryota; Fungi; Ascomycota; Sordariomycetes; Hypocreales; Clavicipitaceae. The transcript is spliced from 2 exons.